Messenger RNA from Taeniopygia guttata (zebra finch), 19167 nucleotides. NCBI's taxonomy places the organism in Eukaryota, Metazoa, Chordata, Aves, Passeriformes, Estrildidae. The record is from RefSeq and is a predicted model, not a curated record.
CAGGGGAGUUAGAACUAGAUGUGGAUGGUCUUUAAGGUCAGCCUCUACCCAGGCCAUUCUAUGGUUCUGUGAACCACAUAAUUCACCCCUUGCUGACUCUUCAUGUAUUGUAGCUCCUCAGUUAAAUGCACUGUUUCUAUGUAAAGCACAUCAUUAAUGGGUUUUAUUGACAGUUUGCAAUGGAACAGCCUAGAGCAGGAGUUGGAGUGACUCAGAGUAGGAAAGGCUGUGUGGCAUGCAACUCCCUGUGCAUGAAUUUGCAGGAAUAAUGAGCCUUAUUCUGAUCAUCUGAGUUCAGCUCUGCCGACUUUGUGCUUUCCACUGCUGCAAAUCAGCUCUGUGCUGGUGUCUCUGGUGCUGCCCAGGUUAGCCUGUGGUGGUGGGUGCUGUGAGUUAGCCAUGGCCAAACUCCUUCUGAACUCGCUGUCUGUCUAGGGCCGACCCUCGGUGUGAGGAGGAGGGAAGCUGCUCCCUUGCAGGGAAAGCCCUGUGUGUCUGUGCAUGUCUGCUUACUCAUUAUCACUGACCUCAGUGCCAUAUUUACUUUUACCUGCUGUGUGAUAGGUGCAGUAAAAGAGCACUUUUGUGCUAGCUAGGGUGUGAUUCCACUCUCUCAGAGCCCGAGAAUUGGCAGUAGGUAGCAGUAGGUUGGUCACUAACUCUGGGACCCCCGAGGGUGUGAGCUGUGGGACUGCCACUGCUUGUGCUAUGCUAAGUAGUGGUCACACACCAACUCUGGAACAGCUCUAAAGUAAUCUGGUUCAGUAGCUUGAAGAGUUACUGCUGUGCCACUGAGUCACACUUGCUCACUCAUAGCCUUCCCUCACUGCCAAAAAUGCUUCAGCACAGAGUUAUCUUGAUGUUGUCUUUCUUUCUCACAAUCACGAGUGAGGACUGGGUAUGGUUGUCAGCAGGUCAAGCCAUAGCAACUUAAUUGUCUUUGCUUAUACAUGUAACACAUUAUUUUAAGAAUAAUUUUUCAGCAAGAGAGGGAACUACCUAAUUUCUUAAUGACUUGGGAUCAAGCUUAUCCCAGUGGAGAUCUUUAUAGGGCUAAUCAACGAUGACAGAUUUAAGAAGGAAAGAACAGCCAAAGAAUAUUUUUCAAUUUAAAAUAAAUAAUUUUUUUUUUUUUUUCACGGAAAAACUUAGUAUUCAGCAGCAAAAGAGGUUAAUGGUAAAACUUAGUGGGUAAGGUAUUUAGUGGGAUGGAAAUUUCUUUCAGUGUUUUCAGAUGUUUGUAAGGUUUUGGUUCAUUCGUAAAUCCAAUAAAAUCAUUCUCUGUCCUAUAGGUAAAUGGUCUGUGUUAGACUCCAUGCCUCUGUGGGGAGGAAGGAAAUUUUAUUCAAGUGUUGAAGCACGUGAAGUGGACUGAGGGAAGCAGAAGGAAAAGGCCAAGACCUGCAGAACUGCUACAGCUACCCAUGUAUAGCACUGAUCUCUCUUUGAGAGAACAACCAGUGUCUGACUACCUCCAAAUCAAAGAACAUCAAGUAGAAAUCAUUGUCAAUUAGUAGAGAAAAAUAUCAAGGAAAAAGAGAAGAGAUGCUAGCGUGGGUAAAAUGGCAGUGAUUGAGGUCAGGGGGAUGUUCCAGAGAAGCAGCAUCAAGAGGUGAGUUGGUGUGGUGCAGGGAAUGAGGCAAGGAGGGAACAGGGAAGUUUGAUUCCAUGACAUACAGCUGCAGAUGAACAGCUGUUAAAGGGGACAUACAAAGGCCUUUGGAAGAUCAGUGCAAUGUGUAGGCUGGGUUUUGAAGAGCGGAUUGAAAUGAUGAUAUACAAAUUUUAAUUUCUUUAAAAAUUAAGAUAGUAGUGGUGUGUUUGAGGACACAGUGACAAGUCGCAAGUUUGGAAAUGACAAAUCUUUGUCAGAGCCAUAAACCUUUGCUGGUUGUGGUUUAAUGCUCAGAAUAUUUGUGACCACAUGCCCUUUUUUGGGGUGGAAUAAUAUACCUGUCAGUAACAUGCCACUUCUGCAUAUGUAGAACUUAGGAUGAUUGAGGAAAAACCUACAAAGUCGUCAAGGUAUAAUGGCAUGUUAAUGCAGAUACUAAAUAUCUUUAUUUUAUUUUUGCAUUUCACAGCAUGGUAACAGAAGUGUGGUAGAUUUUUCUUGGAAAAUUAGAAUGAAUUCCAGCAGAAACAGAUGCAGAAACUCCACUUUUUCCUGAAAACUAGCUUCCACUAUUUCUCAUAGAAGGAUCAGGGCCUGACAAGCCACACAUCCUUCUUACUGUUGGUUUGGGGUUUUUUUUAAUCUUCAGGAAAACAAAAUUCUCCAUGUCUCUGUGUUAAAAUGAUUGGAAAUUAAACUUAGGGGGAUCUAGCAUGUGAUUACUUUUUUUAGACAGGAUUUUCUUCAUAGCUGAAUUGGACUGAGUUUUUCCCCCUCACAAAACAGAUGGUAAGUGAUUCAGUACUUUUAGCAGUGGAAAAAUGAUUAGUUUUCUUUCCUCGGUAGUUGGUGUGAAUGUACUUUUCUUUAUCUAUUUACAUAUUACAUAAACACAUUUUACCAGCAUUUCUGUACAUAGGUUACAGUCCUGAUCCUGCAGAGAGCCUUGCACACAGGAAUUGACAUGGCUCAUAUAGAACUAUUUGCAUGGAACUCAUGACAGUGUUGUAACUGUAUUUGUAUCUUUAUGUAUGUACUUAAAUUUACAACACUGUAUGAGGAUGCCAACACAUUUUAAGUCCACAAAACAAUUGUGUAACUUUGAACACUUUGCUUUCUUUUCAGCUAACAAAGUGUCUGAUCUCUUCUGCUGUGUUCCUGUAGUAGGCUGUAGGCCCUUGUGGCUUUUGAGUUAUGCUAUAAGUUUGUCCUCAUUUUACAGUGUAAAUUCUUCCUGGUGUGCAGGGGGAGUGAGGUCCUCGUUCAUGUUACCUUUUGGACUUGUACUGGUGUUACUCCCUUUGGAAAGGAUUGCAGUCAACAGCAACAAAUAUUUGGGAGAACAUUAAAAACAAAUCACAUGAGUACUUGAUUUAUCAAGGUUAUGUGCAUCUAUAUUUGUUGGUGUAUGCAUAAUACUAAAGAGAACAUAUGUGUAACCCAUAUAUGCUGUGUCAGCAUGUGGGGAUUUGAGGCUGAAGGCUCUGAACCUGUUACUAGACUUGCACUCUAGGCAAAUACUGUAUUACAGUAUCCAGUCACUCAUCCAGUCACCUAUACAAGAAGGUGCAAGUAAGGUUGUCCAAGCAGCAUGACUGAUGUCCUUUCCAAGCAGUUAAGAGCUGUUUUGUAAACUUGCUGUGCUUUUACCCUAGCUUUACCUGGGAAUUAAAUGAAUGCAUAGUCUCAUACUGCUGCUUUAUUGAGAUGAUAAUACUUCAUUUAAAACACACUGACUAUAUUCUUUGUUUACAAACCUGGCUGUACACACUUGGAACACAAUUAUCUGAUUCUCUUCUUGGUUCCUUCUUCAUGUAGGUAUGCUCUUUUGAGGCACUGGGGGAUUGUGCACAGAGGAGCUGGCUAGCCCCUUGCCUUGUUUUCCAGGCUUACCAGAGAGUUAAAACCCACUUAUUAGAAUUUUUUCUUGAAAAAUGUGACAACCUUCUGCUUCCAUGUAUUCUAAUAGGGAAAAAAAGACAUAUGAAUUAGCAACAGAGAUACUGUGCUGUGACAUGUCAAGUUUUUCCCUUCAAUUAAAUUAUUCAGUGGAAGGGUGUCAGAAGGAGCUCCUUGAAGCUAGCACUAUGUAUUUGUCAUGGAUCAGUAGUCAAGCUGGGACGAUUCAGUGUGCCUUAUGUUUGUGAAAUAAGUUACUUUUCCCUUUAUGCAACAGGGAAUAUUUGAGGGAGUUUGCCUCUCAGGCUGUGUGGUCACACAAGGUGGCAGAAAACUGUGUCUGCAGGGCACAUAAUCCUGUGGGAUGGUGCUGCAUGGGGUGGUGUGUGCCUCUGGUCUUAGGUCAGACUGCCUGAUGGGAGGAGCAAGAGCUUGUUCAGCCACAGCCCUUCAUUAACCUCAUCAUGGUUGUACCUUCAUUAACCUCAUCAUGGUCACAAGUGCUCACAUUUCUUAUAACUGGGCAUUGCUUUAUUACAUUACCAGAAGAAAAUAGAAGCACAAAGCAAUGGUUAUGUGCUUCCAAACACUGUGUCUGUGGAAGAGCAGAGCAGUGACUCCUAACCCAGCUGUUGUGGGCAUGCAGAGCAGUGCAAUUAAGAUUUCUGUUCCCUCAGGCUGGCUGUGCAUGCUCUUGUGCUCGUUGUAAUUGAGUGACUGGCAGCAGCAUGCUUCUUUCUCAGUGCACUUGCCCUGGUGCCCAUGGCACCCAGCUGCCUGUCCCUCGCUGGCCAGGAAUUGCACCAGGAGUGUUCCCAUGGCUGUGACAUGUAUAGCAAAGGGGGUCCAGGAAGUUAAACCAGAGUGAUCUGUCAGUCAGGAAGAAUGAGCAAAAUUUGCCCUCAGUGUGGAGGACACUGAAGAAACAACGUUGGACACCAGUUAUCUGUUGACUUCUUUGGGUUCCAGGGAGUAAAUACUGUGGCAAAAACUUGGCUGAAAGCUUUGGGGACCAGGUAAUUGAUGCAAGCCCUGGGUUACAUAGGACGUAAGCAUGGUUUUAUAAUUAUGGGAAGUACUGAGGAGAUUUCUUCUGGUUUCAGUUCAUAAUAGGGAACAUUGUGUACAGUUUGUUUGCUUGAUUGGUUCAUUUUAUUAUGUGUAAAUAUACUGUAGAAACAAGUUUGCCUUUUGUUCAGUGGUACUCAUCUAGUGUGCUUCUGGUAAAUCCAGUGAAUUAAGGGGAAUAAGUAACAUGCUCUGCUCUGUCAGUGAAACAAAGUCCAUUUAAAAUUAAGGCUAUGGGGGAUAUGGUGAAGCUGCAGAAGAGUUAGAAGGACAGUGAGCAGAACUGGUAGCUUAUGCCACGGAACAGAAACCUUCAGUUCACCUGGGCCACAGGCACACUACUCACUGGUGAAGUGAGCUGCUCUCCUUGUAUGGUAUGAAACUCUGGCUCCACUGAUAUUAAUGAAAAUGACGUGGUUUUCACUGGGAAAAAUGAGAGCAGAAUCUGGCCACUUGUUAAUGGCUUUUUGUAUUGGAGGCUGAAAUAAAGUGGCUGUGUAUGCAAAUAAUUGUGUAAGCGUAAAUUCUGAAUUACUCCUAAAAGAAGAAUUCAGUAUUUAAUUGUUGGAAAUACAAACUGUUUGGCACAAAUCUCCUGGUUUGGCUGAGCUAUACUUGACCUGUGACAGAGAGAGCAAAGGGGAUUUAAAGUCCUGGGAUCCCAAGGGGCCAGUGUGUACUGUAACUCAAGUCAGAGUGUUGACUGCUUUGUAAUUACAGAUGCUUAUUUUGUGUACAAAACCAGUUGAUUCAUUAUCUUUUGUUUCCAUUAUCUCAUCUCAAUCUUUAUGUGUGAAUCUGAGCUAUUUGAGUUCAAGAGAAUGGCAUAUAACUAGAAUUAAAAAAAAGGGGCAUGAUAACAGGAAGCCGGUUGUUCUGAUAUAAAGAUGUUCUGAUGUAACCAAAAUGAUGGAAUUGGUUAAAUCUGUCUGCAGAAACUGAAAACUUUGUGAGAAGUCUAAGAAGUUUAAAAUAACCUUUCUUCUACUCCAUGACCUGCAUUUCAUUCAGUAUUUUGACCCGUGCCUUGGAACAAGGAUGGUUUAGCUCUUAGAAUAUGAGACAAUUAGAAUCAGCCAUGAUGCUGUAGCUUAACACUGUCACUCUUCAGCUGUGCUUCAGGAACCAGCUGGACUCCAGGAGCUCUGCUCUUUAUGCAGAAGUCAUAUGGUGAAGAUGGUUUGAGCCAUCUUCAUUUUGUUAAAUUCUUAAGCUGUGGUAAUCUCACCAUAAGUUAUCAGCUGUCCUUAUGCUUAGAAAUGUGGCCAUCCCAUUUUAAACUGUGGAGAGUAGAAAAUGUUUUUCCUGAAGCCAAGAUCUAUAAUUCUUUCAGCUUUCAAAGAGCCUCCAGUAUUUGAUAAAGUAAGUUUUACUUGCACAAGCUAAAUAUUGCCACUUUUAAGUACAAGUGUUGAUGGUGUGGAGAGAUGUGAAAUUUUAUUGGGCUACAAGUGUGAGCCCAGAGCUGAUGGGGUAUGUUUGAAAAUAGUUCCUGGCAGAAGUUACACUGGCUGAGAAUCAGAUGCUCACACUCAUUCUAGCUGACAUCAGUGGAAGAUGCACACAUGAAGUGAAAGUACUGUGUGGCCUUUAAGCUUCUGUUCCUGUGGUACAUGAGGUUUUAUAGUACACAGAAGAAAGGAAAUAUUCACUUUUCAAGGUAUUUGUUACAGAAUGGGUGUCUGAUCUAUUUCAGUCUGCUCUGUCUGGGGAAUGUCUCCAUGACUUUAGUGAAGUGCUGUGCAUGCACAACAAGGAAGCUUUUUGCAUGGAAUGUGUAAUGCAGGACUCAUUAACUGAUGAUAGUGGAUAAUUUUGAAAGAGAUGAAUACAGCAUUUGCUGCUCGCUUGGAUCAUAGAAAUAACUUCAGGGAAUAUGUUCACCAAAUGGAGAUGUUCUCUAAAAUGCUUGCUAGCAGGUUACUUAUGCUUCUGUAUGCCAAAAGCAGUAGAUUUUUCUCCAAACCAAACACAAAAUUAGAUUAUCUUCUUUUUUAAUUGGAUGAGGAGUAAAUGUGAAAAUUGUUUGGGUUAUGUGCAUGUUAUGUAAGGGUCACCAGUGGAAAAUAAGGCCCAAUGCUUUAUAUGUUUGUCUAAAGCAAGUGGCAUUUCUAUUUUGUUUUUCAAGACCCCCGAGGUCUUGCCUGCAACUGUAUCAAGAAUAUAGUCCCUUAUUCUCCACCACACAGAAAAAUCACUCAGUCAAGUUUCCUGUUGGUGUGUGUCUCCUCCCUUUGGCUGUUUGUUAUUUUAGAUGCAGCUCUGUGGGACAGGAACUGUUGGUCAGCACACCAGAGCCUGUGGGCGCUGCUGGAAUAAAGAGAGCAGCUUUCCUUCCACUCUGCUGCUUCAUGUAGCUGAGGGCUGAGCUGGAGGGCUGGUGGUUUGCUUUUCUAGGUGAACCCAGGGAAGCAAAUGGAUUGCAUGAGGAGUCCUGCAUCACUCUGGCUGGCUCUGAGUGUGGCUGGAUACAUCAGAAAUUUCAGAGCUUCUCAGUUCUCAGCUGUGUGUCCUACAGCACCAGUCUCCAGGGAACUGAGGUUACUGGAUUGGAGGAUAUGAGUUGCAUAAAAAAGUCCCAGGCCCCAGGAGUUUAGGAGUGACAGCAGAAUAAAUACUUAUAACUUGCUUUCAUGUUACAUGGCAUGGGACUUGCUCUUCCUUGCAGAUGACUUCUCCAGUGCUGUUUGGAUGUGCCUGCUGCUCUGUGAUUGCUCCUAAAGCCUUGAUUUGACAGCAGCCUCUGGCAUGCUGUGGGCCACCAGAUCUGCAUAGCAACAGACCCGCCAGUCUUCCUGCAGAGAGUUAAAGGAAUUUUGGAGAAAAUCAGCGAGUCAAAAAUUUGCCAUUCCCUUCUGUGGCAAUUCCCUGGAUUCAAAGUGUCCCUCGUCUCUGGCAGAGCUUUGCACCUCAGGUGAUGUAAAGAAGGUGGAAACCUGGAGUAAGUAGGUCCCUCAGAAUUGCGUUGUCCUGGGAAGAAGAGAUGGAAGAAGAAGGCUGUGAGACUGUAGUGAGGCAAAUGUGCAAGGCCUUUGGUAUCUUGUGCACUGACAAGGGCCUUUUCCUGAGGAAAAAGGAGUUACUUGUGGUGUGAAUAUGAUCCUGUGAAGCUAAGCACACUGGCUGUGUGGAGAGCUGUGUUUGAUGGCACCUGGGGCAGCAGAAGGGCACACAGGUUAUUCUGCUACUUGCAUGUCUACUGGAGAAGGUGGAGGUGUCCCUGUGCCAUACUGGUAAUACAACAAAACUGCAGUGGAAGCUCUGAUUAAAAGAUGAAGUGUGAUGCUAUAAAUAAGGUAACUUACUGACUGAAUCAAAACUAAUAAUGAGAUGAACAAUUAGCUUAUCUUUCACCUUUCUAGAUACUUUAAGAGCUAAAGAUUUAGAAUUAAUCUAGAAGAAGCUGGAGAAUUAAUUUGCAGCUGCUUAAGGCUUCUUGAUUGAUUUAUGGUACUUUUCUGGAGGAAGAGACUCUUACUUGAAAUUAGCUUAAUCCUAACUUUAUUAUUGUUACUGGUCAAAUUAAUUGCUGUCUUUGUCAGAGACCAUAAACCCUCAAAAUCUGAUAAUAUUUACUUAGGUGUUUUUAUUUCUUGAAAGGUGAAGAUGUGUAAAAAAGAGAAAAGGAACUUGAUGGCAGUUUGCUAGAAUCUUAGUAAUAUACAUGAAUCUGUAGAACAUAAUCUGAAAUCUUAUGCCUUUUGAGGUUUGCACUUGUUCCUCUUGUGUUUCAUCUCCUUUUCCAAUUGUGAUUUCAAAAACUUCAGAGCAGCCACAACAGAGCAUUUCUCCUGUUCCCACCUGUGCUCUGUGAUGUGAAAAAAUAAUGUUAGUACACAGAGAUCUUGACUUCCUCUUGAAUGCAUCUGGAUGAUUUUGUUAUGCAGUCCACUGUGCCUGGGAUCUGUCUGAGAGCAGCUGGUGAUGAGCAUUGCCAAGAUAUUGGACUGGGCUGCUGAUAAUUUUGUGUAUUUCAGAAAACUUGAAAAACUAGCUUCAUGAAACAAAACUUGUAUACCACAGCCUCACCAUGAAGACGUUAGGGUGGCCAUGGCUGUACAAAGUAUCUUAACCAGCAAUCUUUCACCCUUCCACAAAUCUUUUCUUUUUGAAGACCAGAAAGAUUGUUAUUGAGCCUUCCACAAAGCUGAAAUAAUGCUGUGUGUUAAAAAAAUGUUAACAAUUUGAAGAAGUUAUAAAAAUUUAUAAGUUGACUGAAUACUUUGGAAAUUUCUGCAUAUUUUAAUAUAAAUAGAUUCCUUUAGCAAGGAGGAUAUGACAGGUUGUGGUAUCGGACUGCAGUGAAGUUCCACCGGUGCUAUUCUACCCUCCAUGAGUGAGCACUGCUGGGCUGUGAGCUGGCAAGCUCAUGCCCUUUUUUUGGAGGCUUGAGCCAACUGCUUUUGAUCUGGGAGCUUACAGAAUGGGAGUAGGCUGAAUCAAGCCUCUGUCAAGAACCACUGCUGAAUUACUGAAUUAACAUACCCAAGACCAGCACAUCAGGAGGAUAGCCUUCUACCAAGAAUAGUGUGAAGAUAUAUCUUGUUCACAGAAGGUUUGAUCAUCUCCUUUGCACAAGCCCUGCACGUUCACCUAGAUUCCUCCCCAGGCAGCUACAGUUGAUCUGCUCACCAAGGGAAUUUGUCCCACUGGAUUCCUUUUUUUUUUUCUGUGCAGCUGAAUGAAAAGUGUGAGUCUUUUGAAGAGCAGCAACUGAAAGAAAUAUUGAUGACUGCCAGGGCAUCUACAGAAAAAGAUAAGAAAAUUACUCUACUACAACAAUGAAAACAAAGGGGCUUUGUUUACACUUUCUUGUAGGUUGUAUAUAUUAAUAGUAACAAGUAAAGUUUUGUAUUUUUCAGUGAAAUACACAAGGCCUUGAAUUGUAUUGUUUUAAUUGCAACUAACUGAAUGAAUUAAGUGGAAAAUCGUACACAGUACUUUGAUUGUCUAAUUCUCUGUAUGUGAGGCUUUGGGAACAGUUUGUUAUUAUAAAAGAACAGCUCUAACCAGAAAUCAGCCAACAUGUAAUUGCUAGGCUGAGGGGCAGUUUGGGGAAAGCUGAUACUUAUUUAUACAUUAUUAAAUAAAAUCACAUAAUAUGAGGAUCAUCUCUCACUGCCUCCACACUUCAUACAUUACUCAUCUUCCUAAAUUUCAUGGUUUUGUACUCCCUUAGUACAUUGCUGCUUAUAACCAGUGCAGGCAUCCAAACCACCCACAUCCAGGAAAGGAGAUGCCUGUGCAUUUGUUAUGAUGGCAGAUUUGGUUAUGGGACUCAUCAAAGAUUAUGAACCUUCAUUUCAAGGAAAGGAGUCUUAAAACAAGUUUUAAAGCUUGUUUUCAGUACCUAAAAUACACCUGGGCACCUGGGACUGUUCAGAUGGCUGAAACUCUGGCUGGUGUUUCCACUUGACUAUGUACCUUUAGAGAUUUACAGUCAGCCAGUACCCUAAAUAGAAGACUUCAGAGCAAUUUUGGCAUUAAAUUUGACAGAGUUCCCAAAAAACCACUGGUUAUGUAAUUCCCAUCAGUUUUGGUAAGAAUCAGGUACCUUCUGGUUAUUUCCAGUGAUUCUCACUGCUCACUUGUGACUUACUACCAUAAGAAACAGCCACUUGCAAGACACAGAGAGGAGGUAGGUGGUGACUGGACUCAUGAAGAAGGUAGAGCAGUACUUCAUUCUCAGUGGUUUUACCUAUUUCAGCUCUCCUGGAGGAUGGAGCUGCCAUUUGUUCCUUUAGCACAGAUUUGGGGGCUUUAGCAAGGUCUAUUUCAGAGGACACAGAAGCAGUUCCUUGUGCCACAUAACAAGGGGUUGGGGAGUGUCUGGCCUCACAAGUGAGAUGCAUGUCUUACAGACCAAGAGGCCCUUGGUGAUCUGCAGCAGAGAGUCUGGAUGGGACGGUGUGCCAGCAUCUGGGGAGUUGGCACUGCUGGACACAUCUUUGGACUUGCUGAGCUGCUAUAUACAAUGGCAUUCAUGCUGUGCAAACAAACCCCACUAUUAAACCACUUAAACACUGUUUAUGCAACUUUAAAAUGGUAGAGGUUUGAUUUUAUGACUUCAUCUGCAAGCUUGUUGAAACUUACAUGUCCACGCUGAAGUGGUGUGAAGAUUAAAUUGCUAAUCCUAGUUACCAGUAUCGACUGUUGCACAGAAGGUGCCUGAGAGGUGGAACUGGGCAGCAUUCAGCUUUGCACAGCUCUUGCCAAGAGUUAUUUGGUAUCCCUGUCACUGUUUUUUAAAGUCCAAAAAUAUUUUCCCCCAAAUAACCUAUUUUUCUGCAAGGGAACACAGCUGCAUUUAUGAAAGGUUUUGGCUUUUACAGUAAGUCUGGUUUGUAUCAUUUCCUCUCUCUCUGUAUGUUGUCUGCAUAAGUACCAACAGUCGUAAUGAAAAAUGCAGUUCUGUUACAGGGAUUUUUAACAUUGGUUUUCAGUAGUUUAGAAAACAUUGGAGCUACUUCCAACAAAUGAAAAAAGUCAAGCAGCUUUGAAAAUGUUGAUACACUCUGGCAGAUAAAUCUUUGGAUUUAACCCUGCUCUAUUAUUCUUUCUCUGAUACUAAAACCAAUAUAAAGCAUUAUUGAUUUCAACCAGCUCAACAGAAGAUACCAUAUAGCUUUCACCCCACUGUUCCCUGCAUUGAGGGGCUAAAUCUCAGCUGUGCUCUUGUGCAGCCUUUGGCUGAGGGUUCUGAGAACACUUCUAUUCAGUGCUUGUGUACAGUGUUAAAGCUGUCUCCACUGCACCUCUUUUUCCAGCACAACAUAGGAAGUUUCCUGGACUGAAUUCUCAAUCACAAAACUCAUAUGGGAGGCAUUCAAAAUGUAAGACCUUUCAAACUCUUGUGAGUUCACAGCAUUUAAAGAUAUGAGCACAGUAUUGCCAAGAAAUGUGUCUUGUUGAGGCCCACAAUUAAGUUUAUCAAAAGAAGGAAUCUUAUUUUUGCCUGCUGCAGAUAGGCUGCUUUGAGAAGAAACCUCUAAAGUUAGAGGUAGCAUCUGGUUCAGAUCACGAUAUGAUGAAAGAUUCAGGUUAAUUAGUAUUUAUUCUUAGUUGAUAGUUAUUCCUUUUGGCUUGAGCUAACAAGCAGGAGUUGGAGUCCCACAAAGUUGUGUCUCCUGGGAUGGGAGAUGAAUGAGGGUGAUGGUCUCCAUGGUGAAAAUGUAUUUAGGGAUGGGAAUGUGAGUAAGAAAAACUGGCCAUUGCCUUGGAUAGCCUGAAGAGAAGAUGCUCUGAGGGAUGACUCAGUGCCAGCAGGGAGGAUUUGAUGUAGGCAUGGACUGAGCAUCCCACAGGGCCUUGGACAGGGGGAGGUGCCCUGGUUCCCUGCUCGAUCCAAUGUCCUCACCUGUCCCUGUGCACACAACCCCUGUCCGCCACCAGUUGCCCUGCCUGGGUGGUUUUGGCCCCAGGGAGCAGACAGGGAGCAGCUGUGGAGAAGGUGGCUUCUCAGUGCUCCUUCAAGGCUUUCAAUUCCCCUUUCUUGCCACUGUUUCCUGCAGCAUUGGUUUUUCUCCUGAGGUCUCCUAACUGCUUAUGCAGCCAGGAGGAGCCCACCAGCUGGAGAGCAGCUUUCCAUGCUUUUUCAGUUACCAUUUUUAUACUUUUUUUUUUUUUUUUUAAAUUGCUGUUAGUGUCCAGUUGGAGUUGAGAUGCUUCUAGCAGGAUCGCCUGUGUAUCUGGGCAGAGUUGCUCUUGUCCAGUAACCUCAUGGACUGUUUUGCUCCCUCAGGCACUCACAGAGAAGAUAAUUUCUACAUAGGUGGGAAUUCUCUGACUUCACAGGUUCCAGUGGCCUGGACACGGGCAGUCCCAUAGUGGGCAGGCAAUGGGCCUCCUGCCCCACAGCCAUAGAAAGAAGAGAACAACACUCCUACCUGUUACUUCUGUGAUGAAAAUGGCAAGACAGCUUUGGAUCUGCAGUAAACUCCAAGCUAUGUGGCAGCUACAGAGUGCCAAGUCCUUGAUUUAGUUUCCUCUGCAGAGAACUGGAACAUGACUGAAGCAGACAUUUACACUAUGGUAGGUUUCAGAAGGUCUGUGAGCUUCCAGCGAUGCCCUACACAAACACAACACAAAUGCCAAAGUCUUUCUUGAGAUACAUAUAUUCCAGUACUUGGAAAAUUCAGACCAAACUACAAACUCGCUUCAGAUGGAGAUUGUUUGCAAGUAUUGUGUUCUGCAGAGAUAUUCGACAUUGUUUGGGAAAAACAGAGAAACCAUCUGCAAAUACUUAGCUUGGAUCUACCUUAAGGAAAAAAAGAAGCCAAUCCCAAGAGCUAACUGGAGAAUUGCUCCUUUUACCUGGGACUACAUGUUGCCCUUCUGCCCAGCUAAGAGAAUGGAAGGACUUCCAACUGACCCCAGCAGACUGAAAUGAAGAAAUGAGUUACUGAUGCUCCAAAAGUGAAUGCAACGGAGGACCAAAGCAGAAGCAGGUGCAAGAAUGUGAGAAGCCAGACUUUGCAGAAACAUGUUCCUAAUGUACUGGAAAAUUGGACAUUUGAACCAGCUGAAGAGCAGGAAUGUGACACCCAAGAGAAGAUCAACUUUGAGGUCCGCAUGCGAGAAGGCAUCUGCAGGCUGCUGGCAGUGAGCACGCAGAGGGAGCAGCUCCUGCGCGCUGUGAAGGACCUGAUGGUCUGCAACGCUCGCAUCAGGGCCUACAGGGCACAGCUGCAGGGCCCAAAGGAGGAGCCCAGCCCGGGCAGGGCAGAGGAGCAGUCUUCAGAAAAUGAGACAAAAGACCGGAUGGCGUGCAGAGCAAAGGUUGCUAUAUCAGAUAUUCGAAUACCAUUAAUGUGGAAAGGCUCUGACCACUUCAGCAAAAAAGAAAAAUCACAGCGCUACGCAGUGUUUUGUUUGUUCAGAAUGGGAGCUGAGGUUUUUGAUACUGAGGUGAUUAUUGUGGAUGAAGCAAUAACAGAUAUCUGUUUUGAAAAUGUAACCAUAUUUGAUGAAGCAAGCCCAGAUUUCCAGGUGAAGGUUGAAGUGUAUAGCUGCUGUACAGAGGAGUCUUUAUAUAUAACAAACACUCCUAAGAAACUGGCAAAGAAACUUAAAACAUCCCUCAGCAAAGCUACAGGGAAGAAACUCAAAGCUGCGCUGGAGGAAGACAGCACUGAACCCCUUGUGCCUGCUGACCCAGUCAUCCAUGGAGCAAAGUACGGUUUGCUAGCAUACACCACUUUGGGCCUGGAAAGUGCUGAGGAUAAUUUCAGGACCCACAACCUUACUAUUACAGGAAAUGAGGAAUCCUCUUUUUGGCUACCCCUGUACGGAAACAUGUGUUGCCGUUUAGUUGUCCAGCCCUCCUGCAUGGCCAGGGACAUGAUGGCAGGAUUUCUAAAUCAGCAGCAAAUGGUAGGAGGUCUAACAAGCUGGAGGAGGCUGUAUUGCGUGCUGAGAGGUGGCAAACUCCUUUGUUAUUACUCACCAGAAGAAAUUGAGGAUAAAGUGGAGCCAGCAUUGACAGUUUCCAUCAACAAGGAAACCAGGAUUCGAGCUGUGGAUAAGGACUCCAAGAGAAGAUCUAAUACCUUCUCUGUUAUCAACCCCGUGUCUGGAGAGGGUGUGACGCAACGUUUUGCUACUGACAGUAGGGAUGAACUUCAUCAGUGGAUGGAGGCUUUCUGGCAGCACUUUUAUGAUCUGAGCCAGUGGAAGCAUUGUUGUGAGGAACUUAUGAAAAUUGAGAUUAUGUCACCACGGAAACCACCUUUGUUCUUGACAAAGGAAGCGACCUCCGUCUACCAUGAUAUGAGCAUUGAUUCUCCAGUGAAACAUGAGGGCUUAGCUGAUAUCAUCCAUAGGAAAAUUGAAGAGAGCAAUGGUGAGUUCCUUCCUGGUCAGCAACAAGAGUCUGCAUCUGCCCUUUGGGCGUCACUCUUUGAUGGAUCUCAUGAGAUGGCUGUUCAGAAAAACAUGCAUCUGGACCCAAAAAGAGAUACUGCAAGUCCUAAUGACAGCAGAGGAAAGAAAAGAAGAGCUCCGCCUCCACCCUCCGAUAGGUCACCAUGCAUUGCAGAAGCACAGGUGAACACAGAGCCGCUGGGCAAGGAAAACUGGAGGAAGCCUGACCACACACCUGCCAGUGGCUCUUCCUUAGAGUCAGUGUUAGCUACGAAAACGCAGCAGCUGCAAACCCCCAUUGCCCCUCCUCGCAAAAUUGGUCCUUGUGGAAAAAGUGGUUUAGCUGGCCUGAGAAAUCCUAUUUCUCUGGUGAGCAAGACCAAGUCUGAAACCAAACCAGUACCAACCCCUAGACAUAAAGGCAUCACAGAAAUACUAGACCCCAGGUCCUGGUUGCAUCCAUAGGCAUCAUAUUUAGCUUAGAGGAUUCUUUGGAAUUUAAAGUUUCUCAGCCUUCUCCUAAUACUCUUCAUUAAAAGUAGGUAUCAGUGUUUAGCUCAAGUGUUUCCUAUAAGCCAGGGCAUUACUGCUGGCUGCAGUCUCAGCUGUAUUCAUUAGUGCUCUUAUCUAAAUAAUUGCACUAGAAUGGGGGGGGUGGUUUUCUCUGUCUGGAGUAAGGUGCUAUUUCUGAAAACAAUAAGUUCAGUGCUUUCCUCCUGAAAAAAAACCAUAGUGUUCAGGGUAACCUCAGCUGUCCCCACAGCAGGCAUAUUACCAGUGCCUUCUACCAUUCCCUCAGCUUAGCCCAUGCACAGCUCCUCAGACUACUUAAGUGGGAAUUGACACAUAUUCAGCACAGAUCUUGCAAAGCUGAUUUUCUUGGGCUCCAUGCUUGCUGCACGCUCUUGUGCUGUUCUGAAUGGCUCUGUAGCUCCAUAUGAAUUUCUGAGGCAGUUCUGUCAAUUAGUGUGGGAUUUCCCAAGUUCCUGCUGGCUUAUGUGCAAUUGGAAUGGACCAGAGUUAUCUGUCUUUGAGCAAGAAUGUGCUCCAUCACUGCUGUUUAUUUUGGGCUAAGACAGUGUUUAAAAGCAAUUGCUGGGUUUGUGCACGUGCUCAUCUUAGGGUUGUUUUUCCUGACAAAAGUGGGUCUGUGACACAGCUCCUCCUUUGUGGAGCCUCUCAGCUGUCCCUGGUAGGGAACUGGUUUGUAAACUGGUAAGCAAACAGGGUUUUUUAACCACUUGUUCUUUCUGCCAUAGGAGAGAAUAAGCACUUCAGGUGAAGAUACUGAACUUUGAUACUCUUUCAUUAGACCGUUCACCAGCUCUGUAAGACGUAUGGGUUGUUAGGGUCUCCGUGGCACCUUAUGCAUCUACUGCAUAAGAAAAAGCUGUGUUCUCUUGGAUCCACAGCUUAAAUACCCAGCCAUUUCCUUGGUUGAUCCAUUUGUCUCAGAUGCUGGAACUUAUCCAAGGGCAAAGGUCUGCUUGCAGUUCUCUCUCUGGAGACUUGGUGCUUAGACCUGUGUUGAGAGGGUCAUUCCAGGAACUGUAUACAUGCUGUUCAUUAUUUAUUAUUUUUUUCCCUAAGUGUGGAUGGCCCUGGGAGCUUUACCAUUUCUCCAGAAGAUACUGUGGGCAUGGUUGAUUGGUUGGUUAGUUGAUUUAUUUUAUUUAAUUUUUGUGUCUUCAGCUAAGCUCUUGGCUCACAGUUGUAAAGGUAUCUGCUGAAUUCCCUCAGUAGUUCAUUUGGAAUGGGGUUGAGAGGCAAGUUUCAUUUACAAAUCCAUUUGCAGGAUUAGAGCCCUUUGUUCUAGACUGUCCUUGUUCAUUCUUCAUUUAAUCACGUUCCGUUUUCCCUCUGAAACAACCAUAAUCAUUCUUACAAUAAAUCAUGCUGUUACUUAAGUGGAUGGUUUGUGAAUGGCUUAUAAAUAGGAACAGAAAAACUGAAGAAAAACUACAUGAUUAUGUAAAUCAGACAGUCAACUAAGUGGACUGUAGAACUCUGAACAAGAAAUGGGAAAAAUUGGGAGGGGGUGAAGCAUAUUUUCUAAAAUGCAGCUGCAGUUUAUUUAGCUUUAAAUCUAGCCUUAAAUGUUUCUGUGCUCAGAAAGAAAAAGACACCUUUUCUUGAUAACUCCCUUUCAUUUUGUAGAUAUAUUUUUUUAAAAUCUCAUACAUUUAUAAGGAAAUAAGGCACCAUAAUGAGGAUUUAUUUUUAAAUUCAACAGACCAUUGAGUUUCAGCCAGCAGUUUCUCUGUUAAAUUCAGUGGCUUUGUUUUGAACUGAACAUAUGUAUUUUAGUAAGGCAUUUAAUAUUAAUUGGAAGUCUUCAAGUGAUGAGAAUUCACUCAUACCUCCUGUUGCAAUACUUAAUUACCCCAGGUACAUUUUUCACUUGAUUUUCUAUUUGCAUUUCUAGCUCCACCUUAAGUUAUUUUGGUCUUUUUAUGCAUUUGAUUGCUUAUAUUGAUCUCUGUAGUAUCAGCUUUUCUAAUUGCCUGUGUGUAGUUAUAAAUCAUGAUUAUGUCCCUUUUAACCUUUUCUCUGAUGAGACGUACUGAAUUCCUUAACUUUCCUAUGGCAGUGAAUGUUAUCCAAGACUAAUUAAUCUUCAUGUUUUUCUCUGUAUUUCUCAUGUACAGAAAUAUUUGGAAGGGUGACAUCUGAAUUAGAUGCCACAUGUCAAUAGUGAUCCAUCAGGACUGUAUAGAGCCAUAAUGUGAUCCUCUUGCUCUGAUGAAUAUCUCCUUCUCUCUUUUUCCUCAAAAAUUGCAUCAUCUUUUUUUUUUUUUUUUUUUUUUUUUUUUUUUUUUUUUUGUGGAAGCAUUGCCUUGGCUGCUGACUGUUAUGGGCCAAGUCCUCUUCAGAGUCUUUCUCAAAAAUGUGGUACAUCAUCCUCUUAUCAUCUUACCCUAUAUUUUCUUGGAAAUACAGGUUGUAUUUUACUAGCAUUAAAAUACUGCUCAUGAAGUGAUCCAGAUUGCUCUAAGUGACCUGUCCUCAUUCUUUACUAUUCCAGCAGUCUGCAUGUCCUUUGCAAAUUUAUUGCAAGUGAUUUUUACAGUUUAUUCCAGAUCAUUGAUUUUUAAAAUUGAAUGCAAGGUAAGGUUUGUAGAGAGAGGUGAUAAGUUUUUAGUACAUCAGUGAUGUGGGUAGAGGGUGGGGAAAAGCAAACAGGCAGGCCAUUGAAUUUCUGUCCUUUUUAUCCCAGAGCCUUUAAAACUUUCAGUAAGAUGGCAAACAGCUAUGUUUCUUGCUGAAUCCCUACUAAUACUGUAUCUUGAAAUUAUUAUUAUGAUAUUUUAAAGAAAAUUACAUGUUCAUCUUGUUUUCAGAAAGUAUUUCAGGGUUCUUGUGGGUAACACCUCAGUGCAGGUAUCUUUGCAAGCCAAGCUUAAUAUAUUGAAGAGUAAAAUGCAACCUGUUGUUCAAUAUUCUCCAUUAAGCUGUGUUGAUAUUUUACAUCUAUCCUUAAAUUAGACUCAUGUGGGCCAGUUCAUGAUAUUGCAGUGACCACCACAAAGCAAACAAGGCCAUUAAUUAUUCUGUUAAUCUCCUUCAGAACUAUAUAAUCCCUGUUGUGACAAAAGAGUUGAUUCAGGUUAUGGUAGUUUUUGUUACUUUGCCUUUCUUUCCCCUCCCCCUUCUGUAUUGCCAUUAGUGCUUUUGCAUCUUCUGUUAAGUAAGUUGGUUUAACCAAUAAAACCUGCAGGCUCCCAGGAAACACAGAGCUCAGCUAUACAAUAAAGUCAGUGCCCCUGGAGGAACUGCUGCUCCCAGCAGUAGAGGAGAAUGUAAUGUUUCACCAUCAUAGCAGCUGCAUUCAAUGAGGAUGCUUUAAUUGCAUGACUCUAAGUAUCACGGAUCAAAACCCAAAAGUCAUUUGGCAGCUUCCUGCUGGGAGGAGGCCUGGAGGACUUGUGGCUUCUCCCAGCCCUUCUGUCCCCUUCCCCUGUGUUCAGAUUUGAGUAGGCAAGCUGGAAUGCUGUCACCUGGCAGGGAAGUCCAUUGAGAAACACUUCUCCCAGGAUGAACGGCUCGAGUGAUCCAGUGUAGCACAGGGAGGACUUUGGUGGCACCUGCUGAACUACACGUGGGAUUAGAGACUUCUCUGAGGAACGUGCUGGGCCUGCUCUGAAAACUAUACCUGCUUGUUCUCUGCUGGGAUUAAUUAAUGCUGCUUAAAAACAGCGUUAAGGGGUUGGAUGCAGUCUUGAAGUGGGGGAGACAGAAUUCAGCCUGAACUCUUCAUUUAGGAAGUACAACUUGAAAUUAACUGCUAGUUCAAACUUGAAUAUAAAUUUCACAGAACAUGAACAUUUGAAAUAUUGACUGAACAAAGCCUUAAUUUAUUAACUUUUUAUAUUUACCUAAUGUCUUCAUGUGUUUACUUGGUCUUGGAAUGGUAAGACGGUACCUUCUGUGGUUUAAAGGCAUUACCUUCAAAUGCUUACAUUUUUACUAGUAUUGUGGGGGUUUUUUUUUCCUGUGAUAAUAAUACUAAUAGUUAUUUUUUGGUGACUUGUAUGUAUUUGGAAAUACUGUUGUAGUAUUCAGAGUUCCUUUCUAAUUAAUGCAAACUGCCUUAAUAGAAAAACGGAGAUCUAGACACUAAUGUAUUGUGAAAUGUUAGAACAGAAAUCUUCUUAUUUUGCUGCUAGCAUAUUGUAUUUCUGUUAAAAUAUGCAAGUGAAAUUAAAAAUGUUUCUAGAAUAAAA